Messenger RNA from Manacus vitellinus (golden-collared manakin), 736 nucleotides. RefSeq names its product artemin (gene ARTN). The transcript has a single exon. Lineage: Eukaryota; Metazoa; Chordata; Aves; Passeriformes; Pipridae. Gene Ontology annotation, molecular function: glial cell-derived neurotrophic factor receptor binding; growth factor activity; receptor tyrosine kinase binding. Bases 1 to 483 code for a protein of 160 amino acids. The record is from RefSeq and is a predicted model, not a curated record.
AUGGGUGUGGGAUGGGUACUGAUGGUGCUGUCUCCUCCGUGUACAGGGGAAAAUGCGACGACGGGUGGUCCAGGCGCCGCAGAGUUGGCGGAGGACCUGCUGCUGCGCGCUGAGCGCUCACCGCCGGGCGCUGGCAAAGCCAAGAAGAGGGCACGGACACCCUCACGGGGCACCCGCGGGCGCAACUGCCACAUCCGCAACCUGAUGGUGAAGGUGCGCGACCUGGGCCUGGGCUUCAACUCGGACGAGAUCGUGCUCUUCAAGUACUGCAGUGGGUCCUGCCACCGGGCACGCAGCAACUAUGACCUGACACUGGGCAGCCUGCUGCGGCAGCAGCUCAUCACCCCGGGGCCACAGGAGCGGAUCCUCAGCCACCCCUGCUGCCGACCCACCCGCUAUGAGGCUGUCUCCUUCAUGGAUGUGGAGAACACAUGGCAGACAGUGGAGAAGCUCUCAGCAGCCGAGUGCAGCUGUAUUGGCUGAGGAGGGGGCCACUGGCUUGGCCUCAGCUCGACACAUGCUGGCAGACUCCGGCUUGCCACAUGCAGUGGCACCGGUGCUCAGAGGAAGGGUCUGGCAGAGGCUGGUGCCUCCAUUUUUAUGUGGCUACAAAGAACCGAGGUGAGAUGGAGCCAUGACUGGGGUGUGGGCAGCCAAGCCCCCUCCUGUUCAGUGCCAAGCAGCUGGUGCCGACGGCUACAUGGGGUCCUGCCUGGAUGCACUGUGGCUCAGCCCU